GUUUACGGUAAAGCUAAGGAAAUAGUUGCAUCGACUUGGCAUUCUUUUUCAAUUUUAUGCAUAAAGUUGCACAAGAAUUAUUAAGAGUUCAACUGCUGCAAUGGAUGUUACAACUAACAAUAUCAAAGAAAUUUUGGAUGAAUUUGACGAUGUCAUUGAGAAAACUGCAUUUUUUUCGAUUGACUCCGAAUUUACCGGUUUACUUAAUGAACGAACCGUGCCAUUCGCCACACCAUCCGAAUUUUACAAAAAGUUGCACACCGGAACCGAUGACUAUAUUAUAGUUCAGCUUGGAAUUACGGCAUUUUAUGUUAGCGACGACGAUCCAGAUACUUUUAAUUACAAAAGUUAUAAUUUCUACGUGUAUCCACAAAGUCGUGAUCAAGUAUUCAAAUGUUCUGGUUCAAAUCUCACAUUUUUGGCCGGACAUAAUUUUGAUUUCAAUAAAUUGUUCCGCGAAGGUGUAUCCUGUUGUACGCAAGAUGUUGCAACACAAUUGCGCGCCAAAUAUGACGAAAGACAAAAAAGUCGCGAAGAAGCGCUCGAAGUUCGGGAUGAAAGACCAUCCAAUUGCGAUGAAGUACCAGUUCCACAUGAAGAAAUCGAUAAGCUAGCUGAAGUCAAGAAAGGAAUUCAGAAAUUUUUGGAAAGUGACGAAAAAAAGGGCGAGAAAAAGAUUACAUUGGGCAAUCUGAAUGCUUUCCAACGCAAAUUGAUUUAUCAAGUGAUUCAGAAAGAUUUCGAUGACAAGGUAACAGCCACCAGUCAAACGAUGAAUAACCAAAAAGUCAUUGUCAUUGAACGAAAAUGGUCGACGGAACGUCAGCAACAAGAAGUCAAAGAACAAAAUGAAUUUGAUGAAAAUGAAUACCGAAAAUUGGUCGGUCUUUCGACUGUGCUAUUGAAAAUUUCACAAUCUAAAAAACCGAUUGUUGGUCAUAACAUGUUCAUGGAUCUAUUUUACUUGAUUCGUCAGUUCUUCGAACCGUUAGCAGGAACAUUGAAAUCAUUCAAGAAACAAGCACACAAAAUUUUCCCCAACAUUUUCGACACAAAGCACAUUUGCAAUCAAAAAUUCCGCGUUGAAAUUCCAAAUUCGACAUUGAAAAAUCUAUACGACUCAAUUGCACAGGCUCCAUUUAAACUACCGAAAAUCGAGCCCGCAUCAGCCGAAUAUGCAUACAACAAAACGAAAGAGCACGAGGCCGGUUAUGAUUCGUAUAUGACUGGUGUAUGUUUCAUUGCUUUGGCCAAAAAGUUGAAUGUGAAAAAUACCGAAUUCUCAGCCAAAGCCACACAACUGCGUCAUUUGGUCAACAAAAUAUUUGUAAUGAGACUUACCGACAUUUUCUUCAUUGAUUUGACUGGUGCCGAACCGACACCAAAUCGUGAUCAUGUAUUUCAUGUAAUAUUCCCCGAAAGUUGGACCCAAACCGAUCUCAUAAAUCAUUUUCGCAAAUAUGGGCCGGUGUUCAUUCGUUGGAUCGACAGCACAAGCGCAUUUGUAUCAUUGAAGCAUCAAGAAAAUGCAUCGAUUGUUCUGAAUACGAUUGAAAAACCAAAAGGCGUUAAGGUGUCGCCAUUUUCAACGUAUGUCCGACUUACUGGCGCUGAUAAUGAAGAUAACGACAACGCCGAAGAGGAGGAAGCAGGAGGAUCAGCAGCACAAAAGCGGUCAUGUUAUGUCGAUCCAAAUGCGCAAAGGUGGAAUAUUUAUUUGGUUGUAUUGGCAGUCAUUCUGAUUAUUAUCUUUUUCAUUUUACCCGAUUUCGUGAUAAUGUACCAAUUAGAAGCCGCAAGCUCUUUCAAAACUUCUUAAAAAAAAUCACUUCAUUGUACAGGCAAUUCAAUUUAAAAAACAACCAAUUCUAGGGUUCAUUCAAAAUCUCAAUCUAAAAAGUAUUAAUAUUAUUAUUAUCAUCAUCAUCAUCAUUAUUAUCAAAAUCAUUGUCGUUAUUAUUUAUUCGUUUCGCAUGUGAUCAAAAUAUGUUCGCGAUAGUAAUUGUGUAUUAAAAUUUUGUAAAGUAAUAAUUAAUCAAUCAAACAACGAUCAACAACUGAAGAAAAAAAAUUCAUUGAACCAGAUAUCUGUAGUUAGUGUUUUAUUUCAUCUGAUUUAUGUUUUGUAUUUUCGCUCAACAUUGAUUCUAUUCACAAAA
This is a messenger RNA of Contarinia nasturtii (swede midge), 2159 nucleotides long. RefSeq names its product poly(A)-specific ribonuclease PARN-like. The record is from RefSeq and is a predicted model, not a curated record. The transcript has 10 exons. NCBI's taxonomy places the organism in Eukaryota, Metazoa, Arthropoda, Insecta, Diptera, Cecidomyiidae. The coding region runs from base 101 to 1819 and encodes 572 amino acids. Gene Ontology annotation, biological process: nuclear-transcribed mRNA poly(A) tail shortening. Gene Ontology annotation, cellular component: cytoplasm; nucleus. Gene Ontology annotation, molecular function: metal ion binding; RNA binding; poly(A)-specific ribonuclease activity.